GCGUUUUUCUUCCGGCUCUCUUUUCUCUCCCUUCUCUCCAAAGUCCCCACCCUGUGCCUCUCCGGCGACCUAUCCUUUUCUCCGCCGAUAGAUUCCGUCAUCUUCUUACUCCUCAAUUUCCUCACACUGAAAGGACUUAUCCCCUUGUUUUGCGACAAGUUCCAAUCCCUUCUCACUCUUCAACUUCGUUGUGCUCAGCGGAUGGUUCCUAAAUUUUUUUAAGUUAAUGGGUACUGCACUUCAAUAUCCGCGUCUUCUUUUUCAAGACACAACCCAGAAGCAGCUCGGUCUAUGUAGAAAUCUUUCAUGCCAAGGCAGCAAGCAUUUCCGUGCCAGCCCUGUUCCAAGGCGAAUUCACGUGGGAGUUGUGAAAUGUGUAAACUCAGAAAGAACAUCAGCAACAUCACAUAAGAUAACUUUUCCUAUAAUGGUUAAUGACUGCACUGGCAAAAUGGGUAGUGCCGUGGCUGAAGCUGCAGUUUCUGCAGGGCUUCAGUUAGUUCCUGCAUCAUUCACUUGUCCAGAAAAAUCUGGUAAUGUGGUUCAUAUAAAUGGAACGGAUGUGCAGCUGCAUGGUCCAUCUGACAGGGUGGGCAUACUUAAGUCCAUCCUUGAUGAAUAUCCAGGAGUAGUUGUGGCAGAUUACACCAUACCUGCUGCAGUUAAUGAAAAUGCUGAGCUCUAUUGCAAAGUUGGUGUACCUUUUGUCAUGGGUACUACUGGUGGAGAUAGGCAAAAACUGAUGGAGACAGUGAAAGAUGCAAAUAAUUAUGCAGUGAUUGCACCACAGAUGGGAAAACAGGUUGUCGCAUUUCAAGCUGCUAUGGAGAUUCUAGCUGAACAGUUUCCUGGAGCCUUUACAGGCUAUUCUCUUCAGGUAAUGGAGUCACAUCAGGCUGGAAAACUGGACACAUCUGGAACAGCUAAAGCCAUCAUUUCUUGUUUUCAAAAGCUUGGUGUCUCAUUUUCUGUGGAUCAGAUACAAAUGAUCAGGGAUCCUGUAAAGCAGGUUGAGAUGGUGGGGGUCCCAGAGGAGCAUCUGGGUGGCCAUGCAUUUCACAUGUAUCAUCUCACUUCACCUGACAACACUGUUUCUUUCGAGUUUCAGCAUAAUGUCUGUGGUCGUUCUAUCUAUGCUCAGGGCACUAUAGAUGCUGCCUUCUUUUUGGUUAAGAAGAUGCAAUCUAAGGCAGACAAGCGGCUUUACAAUAUGAUUGAUGUUUUGCGUGAGGGAAAUAUGAGGUGAGCUAUAUUUGACAACCCUUCCUACUCAAAUUUCAGUUGGCGUUUCAGUUCGAGUUUGAGAGAUUAUGUCAUCUCUGCUUUCUUCAAAUUUUGUACCGAUGAAAAUUUUGUAUCAAGUUGUUCAUUGUUGUACGCUGGUUGGACACGAAGCUCUUUCGUAUCCCAACUUGAUAUAUUAGUCUGUACCAAAUCACCAUAACGUUUAUGGAGCAACACUGCCUUAAUGAUGGAGAUUCUGGAAAAUAUAUGGAGCAACAUCUGUUUGCUUUACACUCA
Messenger RNA from Nymphaea colorata (pocket water lily), 1521 nucleotides. RefSeq names its product probable 4-hydroxy-tetrahydrodipicolinate reductase 2, chloroplastic. The transcript is spliced from 9 exons. Gene Ontology annotation, cellular component: chloroplast stroma. The record is from RefSeq and is a predicted model, not a curated record. Gene Ontology annotation, molecular function: 4-hydroxy-tetrahydrodipicolinate reductase activity; NADPH binding. Lineage: Eukaryota; Viridiplantae; Streptophyta; Magnoliopsida; Nymphaeales; Nymphaeaceae. The coding region runs from base 227 to 1246 and encodes 339 amino acids.